AUGUCUGACAACAACUCUUCCACUCUCGGCUCCUACGUCAACCAGGCCACCGGCAUGGCCCAGCGUGCCUUCGGCGCAGUAACUGGCGACUCCUCCACCCAGGCCAAAGGCGAACUUUCCCAAGAGCAAGCCGACAUCCAAAACGCCAACUCCCACACCACCGCCAAACUGGGCAACCUCACCGCCGACCCCAACACCGGCGCCGUCGCAAAGGACAACUCCACCCGCAGCGACGGCUCCUGGGACCAAACCAUCGGCUCGGCCAAGGAAGCCGUCGGCAACGCGAUCGGCAACGAGUCCCUGCGCCAGGCGGGCGCCCAGCAGAACGCGGCUGGCAAGGAGCAAGAGGCCAAGGGCCAGUUGAAGGACUGGGGUGAGGGCAUCCAGGACCGGGCUCAGGGUCACCUUGGUGCGGUGGGUGCGGCUAUUACUGGGGAUCGGGAGGAGCAGAAGAAGUUCGAGGAUAUGCAUGAUGAGGGGAAGGUGCGGCAGCGUGGUGCUGAGGCGGAUAUGGCUAAGCAGCAGGGAGUUUAA
Molecule: messenger RNA, 534 nt
Organism: Penicillium daleae
Lineage: Eukaryota; Fungi; Ascomycota; Eurotiomycetes; Eurotiales; Aspergillaceae
Exons: 2
Coding region: 1-534 (177 amino acids)
Source: RefSeq, a predicted model, not a curated record